AAGAUGUGUGAUACCUGGGUUAGGAUGCCAAUGAACAAUUGCAUGACAUUGCAAUAUCAACCCUUAAAACUCCUAUAUAAUCUAUAAAGAACCCAAUUGAUGUACACUUAUAUACAAUCAAAGUUGAAUUAAGGAAGAAGGAAAAAAUAAUGAAGCAUUUUAAAAGCCUGACAAUGCUAGUUUUGGCGCUUAUGUUGUUGGAAAGAGUGAGAAGUUUGGAAGAGCAACAAGUGCCCAUCCCAACUUGUGCAAGCACUUUCUUCUCAGCACUCAUUCAGCUAAUACCAUGCAGAGCUGCAGUUGCUCCUUUCAGCCCUAUCCCUCCAAGCGAAGCCUGCUGCAACUCCCUUAAGGCUCUAGGACAGCCAUGCUUGUGUGUCCUAGUCAAUGGUCCUCCAAUCUCUGGCGUUGAUCGGAACAUGGCUUUACAGCUCCCUGAAAAGUGCACUGCUAACUUUGAACCAUGUGACACCAUGAACUAGAAAGCAGUAGAAGAGUGGAGUUUAGAUAGAUUUGAAGAAAAUAAGUGCUUGAAAAGGUUCAAGACCAAUUCCAAAUUAGCUCUAAUAAGAGGACACACAUGUUAUAAAAUUAUAUACUUAUUAUAUUAUUUGUCUUUAUUUUACUUACUUUAGAGUUUAUUCCAUAUUUUGUAGCUUGUUAGCUGUCUAAUUUCUGUCAUACUAAAAAUAAUAAAUUUGUCUACUUCUUCUCUAA
Molecule: messenger RNA, 717 nt
Organism: Cannabis sativa
Lineage: Eukaryota; Viridiplantae; Streptophyta; Magnoliopsida; Rosales; Cannabaceae
Product: protein M7
Exons: 2
Coding region: 150-482 (110 amino acids)
Biological process (GO): systemic acquired resistance
Molecular function (GO): fatty acid binding
Source: RefSeq, a predicted model, not a curated record